Astrephomene gubernaculifera is the source of this 2164-nucleotide messenger RNA. The record is from the annotation of a GenBank genome assembly. NCBI's taxonomy places the organism in Eukaryota, Viridiplantae, Chlorophyta, Chlorophyceae, Chlamydomonadales, Astrephomenaceae.
AUCCAUUUUCUGUGACUUUCCAAACUCAAGACAAGAUGUCGCAUUAUAGCAGCUACGGCGGUAGUCGUGGCGAUGACCGAUGGGGAGGGUCAUCGUAUGGAGGCCGCUCAGGUGGCUUCGGUGGCGGUGGCGACUUUGGACGCGGUGGUGGAGGCAGCUACGGGUUUAAUUCCAGAGGCGGUCGAGAUGAACUGGACAGCAUGACGCUGCCGAAGCCGGACUUCUCGAACUUGCCUAAGUUCGAGAAGUGUUUCUACCUUGAGCACCCGGCGGUGAGCUCCCGCACCUCGGAGGAGGUGGAGGCUUUCCGCCGAAGCAAGCAGAUCCACGUUUACGGUGACGGGGUCCCCAAGCCGGUGACGUCGUUUGAGGAGGCAUCUUUUCCAGAGUAUGUCUUGGGCGAGGUUCUGCGUGCCGGCUUCAAGGAGCCAACCCCGAUUCAGUGCCAGGGAUGGCCGAUGGCUUUGCUUGGACGCGACCUGAUUGGCUUGGCUGAGACAGGCAGUGGCAAGACGCUUGCCUACCUGCUCCCGGCGGUGGUGCACAUCAACGCGCAGCCGUACUUGCAGCCCGGCGACGGCCCCAUCGUGUUGGUGCUGGCGCCCACCCGCGAGCUUGCCGUACAGAUCCAGCAGGAGUGCCAGCGCUUCGGCAGCUCCUCGCGCAUCAAGAACACCGUCGUGUACGGCGGCGCGCCCAAGGGGCCGCAGGCUCGCGACCUGCGCUCGGGCGUUGAGAUUGUCAUCGCGACGCCGGGUCGCCUGAUUGAUAUGCUUGACUCGCGCACAACCAACCUGCGCCGCGUGACGUACCUGGUGCUGGAUGAGGCGGAUCGCAUGUUGGACAUGGGCUUCGAGCCGCAGAUCCGCAAGAUUGUGGACCAGAUUCGCCCCGAUCGCCAGACGCUCCUGUGGUCGGCUACAUGGCCCAAGGAGGUGCAGGCCAUCGCACGCGAUUUCCUCAGGGACCCCUACCAGGUCAUUAUCGGCUCGCCCGACCUGAAGGCCAACCACAACAUUCGGCAAAUUGUGGAGAUGAUCGAGGGACACGCCAAGUACCCCCGACUGCGGAAGCUGCUGGACCAGGAAAUGGACGGCCGCCGCAUCCUCAUCUUCCUGGAAACCAAGCGUGGCUGCGACGAUCUCGUACGGCAGCUGCGCAUGGACGGCUACCCGGCGCUGGGCCUGCACGGCGACAAGAGCCAGCAAGAGCGCGACUGGGUGCUUCAGGAGUUCAAGAACGGCACGCACCCCAUCAUGCUUGCGACCGAUGUGGCGGCGCGCGGACUAGACGUCAAGGACAUCAAGGUGGUCGUGAACUUCGACAUGCCCAAGACGGCGGAGGACUAUGUGCACCGCAUCGGCCGCACGGGUCGUGCCGGCGCGCACGGUACGGCCUACUCGUUCUUCACGUCUGCCGACGCGCGGCUGGCACGGCAGGUGGUAGAUGUGAUGCAGGAGGCGGGGCAGCAGCCCCCACCCGAGCUGCUGCAGAUGUCCCACUUUGGCGGUGGUGGCGGCGGAGGCUUCCGGUCGCGUGGCGGUGGCGGUGGUGGCGGCGGCUUCCGUGGCUUUGGCGGGGGCCCGAGCAUGACUGGUUCCAACGCAAUCCCGGUGGCGCCUCGCCCUCGGUACUGAACGAGUUGAGAAGGAGACGCAAAGCUGCCAUUGUUUGUUGGGUUGUGUCUUCAAAACGGUUGUCGUAUCUGGCUUUAUUGACCGUGUAGGCUGUGCUUGACGAGGUCGAGAUAGAGUAUGAUUAGAAGUGCUGGACGAUGCAUAGUACUGUUGACACAUAAGGGUGCUGCAAGUAGGGGGUGGUCUUUGCAUUUACCGUGCAAUACGGGAACGUGUGACGGCUUGUGGGGAAUGCGUGGGAGGGCUUGGGAUGGAGUAGUAGCAUUACAUGAUACAGGCGUUAAAGCACGAGCCGUAUGACGGCUAGGCGUGUGCGUCAUUGUGCCUCACAUGACCCCUGCCAUUACGGGGCUGAAUGUUCGGGCUGAAUGCUUCAUUCGUUUUAUCCUGACAAUAGUUGCCUGGACUUUGAGUUCAAAGGACUAUGUACAAAGGACACCACAAUGUCACUUCAACAACACAUCAUCCGUACGGACCCCAUUGCUGCCUGUACGGAACACUACUGCCUGUAAGGCGUCGGCGAAUCC